AUGCACAAUCUUACAUCCAUGACUGUCUUUCUGCUGCUGGAAUUCUCAGAUGUUCGAGAACUGCAAAUCUUACACUUCUUCGUAUUUCUGAUAGUGUACUUAAUGGCAAUAAUAGGGAAUCUCCUUAUUGUUAUUGCUAUUGUGCUUGAUCAUCACCUCCACACACCCAUGUAUUUCUUUCUACUGAAUUUGGCCAUCAUGGAUCUUGGAACAGUUUCAGUCAUGGUACCCAAAUCAAUGGCGAUUUCCCUCCUAAAUUGCAGAUUUAUUUCUUAUUUUGGAUGUGUUGCUCAAGUUUUCUUUUAUUUCUUAUUUGGAACAUCAGAUUAUGCUCUGCUAACUAUAAUGGCACAUGACCGUUAUGUAGCCAUUUGCAAUCCCCUCCACUAUGAAACAAUUAUGCACAAAGGAGCCUGCAUUCGAAUGGUAGCCAUUGGGUGGAUUAUUAGCCUUCUUAAUGCCAUAUUACACACUGGGGGCACAUUUGCCAACAGGUUUUGUUCUAAUUCUAUCAAUCAAUUCUUCUGUGAAAUCCCAAAAUUAUUGAAGCUCUCCUGUUCUAACUUUUACUUAGUGGAAGUUGGAUUUAUUGUGCUAAGCUGUAGUAUAGGACUUGGUUGUUUCAUUUUCAUCAUCAUAACAUACAUGGAGAUCUUUUCUACAGUGCGCAAAAUCCCUUCUGUCCUUGGUAAGAAAAAAGCCCUUUCCACUUGCCUCCCCCACCUCACUGUUGUCUCUGUGUUUCUGUUCACUGCAGUGUUUGCUUAUACAAGGCCUCCCAGUGAAGCUUCUUCUGAUCUAGAUAUAGCGUUUGCUGUGAUGUACUCUAUAAUUCCUGCCACAUUGAAUCCAUUCAUCUAUAGCAUGAGAAACAAAGAGAUCAAGGCUGCCUUGUGGAAUCUCUUAGAUGUAGGGCAUUCUUCUAAAAUCAUAUCCAGAAUUCUAUAA
Podarcis raffonei (Aeolian wall lizard) is the source of this 948-nucleotide messenger RNA. RefSeq names its product olfactory receptor 14A16-like. The coding region runs from base 1 to 948 and encodes 315 amino acids. Gene Ontology annotation, biological process: G protein-coupled receptor signaling pathway. NCBI's taxonomy places the organism in Eukaryota, Metazoa, Chordata, Lepidosauria, Squamata, Lacertidae. The transcript has a single exon. Gene Ontology annotation, molecular function: odorant binding; G protein-coupled receptor activity; olfactory receptor activity. The record is from RefSeq and is a predicted model, not a curated record. Gene Ontology annotation, cellular component: membrane.